This is a messenger RNA of Wasmannia auropunctata (little fire ant), 3993 nucleotides long. RefSeq lists its product as uncharacterized. The transcript has 2 exons. The record is from RefSeq and is a predicted model, not a curated record. Lineage: Eukaryota; Metazoa; Arthropoda; Insecta; Hymenoptera; Formicidae. Bases 1421 to 3637 code for a protein of 738 amino acids.
GUAAGCACCGCGAUAAACCGACGACAUGUGCACCGGCCGACCGCGAAGGAGGCGCUCGUGGAAUGUAUACGUCCGUCAAGUGGACAUCCAAGAAGAUAUCGAUCACGCGUUCGGAUAAUCGUGGCUGUUAAUUAUGAUCUGAACUCGAAGACUGACACGAAGCCGCCCAAUGAUCGUAGCCCGUUCGGAUUCGCCCCGCCGACGCCUCUCCUACUCGAACGCUACCGCUCCAAAGAAGACUGACGUCUGCUUCAGAAUCGAUUUAAGCUGUCAGGAUACUUGUAUACUAACUGGACGCUCAAACGUCUCUGAUCGAGUUAUAAACAAUCCGUUACUUAGCGGAAGUUUGAAUCUUGUUUGAUCCUUGGAUGCUUGGAUGUGUGUGAACGUAUGCGAGUCACACAGAGAUAAUCGAUCCGUUGCUUUUUAUAACGUACGCGCUAAAUAAUUUCACGCUCACGUAAGAUAUCCGUGUUUCGAAGUUACUCUUCGACUGCCGGCGAUUACCCGCGAGACUGAAUAAGUCUACAGCUACAAUUGAAAUUUUUAAGCAACUCGAUACACCGAUUUUCGUAUCGUAAUACAUCUCGCGUGCAUUAUUAUUGCGCACAAUUAUUGCAUCGGUGACCGUCGAGCGAGUAUGAAAAACGCCACCCUAUUCCAAAUAAUAUUCUUAGUGCAACCGCAUGUUGCUCCAAAUUUAUAUUGUGCUAAUUAUAUACAUCGUCGCUCUAUAUUGCUCAGUUUGUUGCCUUACGAGCGAUGAAAGUCGCGGUGGUUGCAACAAUCGCAGAAAUAUUGUGUAAUAUGCAACGACGAACUGACAACAUUAUAAACAACCGUCUCAGGCAUUCGUACGAAAAACAUUUAAUAAGUAGAGAGUAAUUGAAUGCGGAGCGACGAUCACUGUGUGCCACGUCGAGGUUGAAUCUUCUUCAGGUAUUGGCACUAAAAUUUUGCGACGUUAAGGCGGAAAGAAACGCACUCGGACUAGUUCUCGAACACACGGGACCCGAAAAUAGAUCAGUGGCGAUGCAAUACCGCAGUAUUACCAUCCUUCCGGGAAAAACUGCGCCACGGACGAGAUCGUGAAGCACGAGCGGCUGCUCAACUCUUAAAUAGACAGCAUUAUAUAAGAUUUCUUUUUAAUACAUUACGAAAUUGGAUGAGAAAUCAGAUGAAUGGUCACAGGUGUUGCACGUAAUCGCCGGCAUUUUGCGUAUACGUUCGAGUAGAGAGACUACAAAUCCAUGAACAGAAGAAGGGUACGGACGAGGGAACCGCAUCAUCGUCUGUUCGGUACGGAGAGGAGGGCAGAUCGCUCGGACGUGUUCUCCUGGCAGCGGUGCCGAUUGGAUAACAAUAAUGUCGUGCGGUGGAUGAAGGCACGGCGGAGGUUGAGGGGGAAGAGAGGCGCAAGAUGUACGGACGUCAGGAUAAUUCGGGCGACGGUAGCUCGAGCCAGGUGCCGCCGUGGCUGGUGCGCGCCGAAGUCACGAUCCGCCACGGCGACGCGGUGACCUCCGAGACCGUGCAAAUGCCUCCGGGUACCACCACCACCACCGACGCGGGCGGCAUCCGCAUGAUAUGCCGCUGGAACACGGGCGAACCGAACUCCACGUCAACGCCGCCGUCAGCCGCCAACGCGUUCCGGUCGUCGGGUAGCACCGCCGGCGGCUUCGGCUUUCAACGGGGCAAUAUACUCUUCACGUCCACGCCGCCCGAGAGGCCGUCGGAGAGAUCAUUAAGCGGGUCAUACACUCUGCCGCGCUCGGGCUCGUCCGGUAACGACGACUCCAUCUCGUCCUGCAGAGGCCGAGCGAACGUCUCCGACUCCGGCUACAACAGCGAACAGUUCACGCCGCACACGUACUCGACCUUGCCCGCGCGAUGCUCGCCUCAACAGUACAAUCGCCGAUGCAAGAGCACGUGCAGCAUUGUACUUUCUACCGUGGGCGCGGACAAGGCUAAUCCUGAGAAAGCUACGUCCGCCGAGUCCUCGAAAAUCACGCCGUCCAUCGAUCAGUGGUACCGCCGAUCCUCGCAGCAACAGGCCUUUUCGCGUCAUCAAUUCAGCGCGGUCCCGGAGGUCUGCGAGGACUGCGCAGAGGGAAGCGCAUCGAGUGCCUUCACCACGCACUUUUGCACUCGCGUCGCGGAAAAGACUGCGAACAGCAGCAGGUCCACAGGUGCGGAGAGCAAGGACGCGGCGUCGCAAACCACCGACAUCGAAUCGGUGCGCUCGUCGUCGACUGUGAAGAGCAGCAGAACUAAGAGGAAAUCUGGCACUGGUGCAGCUUAUCAGCGUAGCGAGCAGAAAAAGGAGCAGGAAAUCCGAUCGCCCCCGGCAUCAGUUGGGAAUACCAGUACCGGUCCUUCGGCCGAUCCAGAGAAAUCGGACUCGUCGGCGAAGGAGGAUAGCAGCAGCAAGCGCAAGUCGCGGACGGUACAUAUCGAUGUGUACUGCACGGGAUCCGACGACGGCGCCAGCACGGACACGAUCAGCGAGGACGAGCGCAGCACGCCGAUGACCGUCUUCGAGAACGAGGACGUCAGAGUCACUCACACUCAAGCGAUGGACAAUUUGCCGCGGGGCUUCCAAGACGCGAACGCGUUUCUGAAGCGCAGCGCCGAGCGACGAUGCGCGAGUUUCAGAAAUGCGCCGAUGAGGAUGCCUUCGUUGGCCAGCUCGAAGGGAUACGACAGCGACGAGGUUCUGAGCUCCCUCUACCCCUCGCGAUUCAGCUCGUACAGCGGGAUACGGGAUCUCGAUUCCGUCCCUUGGUCCGCGGUGUCGUCCAGCACGGCUCUGUCGCCGUGCGAUUACGAAUCGACGACCAUGACGUCGUCGAAGGACACGUUUUCCGAUAUCGAGUCCCUGAUCAACAGCAAAUCCGGCUUAACGCCUUGCGACAGCUUCGAAUACGCCAACACCGCGGAUCGCGAUAGAAUACGGAGAAUGGAUGUCCUGGCGAAAGCCGGUAACGAGAGAAUCAGAACCUGGCGGUCGCCGCAAAUCGAACGGAAGCAUCUGCUGCAGAAUAGGAAGAUGAGGGAGUACUUCGAGAAACAUCAGAUUAAUUGGUCGUCCGGGGAGAGUGCCGAGGAUUCCGACGAGAGCGGGGCAGUCGGUUGGAGCUUCGUGUCCGGCGAUGAUAAAUCACGAUUCAAAAGAGAUUCGAUCGUCCGUCGUACGAGCAAGGGUCAAACGGAGGAAUCUAAUGCGACUAAUUUAGACUCGGGGCAUGGAAAGGCGCAAGAGGAACGCUCCCAGUUCGCGACACGCCGAGAUUACGUUCCGUACACGAAUGUCUUACGCGAUCGUAUCGGUCCGUUCGGAUCGAAGAGCCCCUCUCCCCUUCCCUCGAUCAUACCCUCCCGCGUAACGUCUCCCUUCACUACGCCGUACGGAGAGAGAACUGAUCAUAUCGUAAAAGCGUCAAAAUUUGGUGCGGUAAUCAGCGCGUUUCGUAAACCCGGACAUCAUAUAGGCCCCUCGAAAAAUCCGACGUGUUCGUGCGAGCAUUGCCGAAGUUACUUCGAGAACGAAGCGAGAGGACGAUCCUCCUCGUUGAGCGAGCUCGAACGUCAUCCGGCAUUCAAAUCGCGAAAAAAGAGUGACGUCGGAUUUCAUUAGCUUCUGGAGGAUUUUAAUCAUAUUGUUUCUUCAGUUUUUACGAGACGACAAAUGCUUUCCACUUCGUUUAUUUAUGUUGUAAGAUUUGUAUAUGCAUAAAAAAGAAAACAAAUUGCGUUCCAUUACGUUCAUGGCGAUUGUGAGGAUAGUAUAAACUUGUAUAUUGUGAUUUGUGUGCUUAAUUUAUAUUUCUUAAAGUAUUCCAUACAUAUUCUAUACAUAGCUUUUUUAUCGAAAUUAAUUAUACGAUGGCUGCUAAAAAAAAAACACAUUCUGCUGAAAAUUGAGCAUUUAUAAAAAUUAACAAAGAUGUAUUAUAUUGAUUGCAUCGUUAAUAAAUACCAUGUCGGACAUUG